AGCUUCCAAGGAGUAGAAACAGCAGGAGCAAAGAUGUGAACAUGGGAAAACCUCCACAGUAUCUGGGUGACUGUGGAGUUUGGCUCUGUUUGAGCACCCGGGGAUGACUGCUGGUGGUGUGUGGCUGAAGGUGAAUGGGAACAGUGCACUCAGCAACCAGGCUGCAAGAGUGCUGCAUGCCCCUUAGGGAUUGGCUCCAGCCAAGUGCCCUGGCCUCCUUUCCUGAAGCAUUUUGGUUUUGACUUGGGCCCCAUGUCCAGUUCUGCCCUGACAUGUGGGUCCACCUUGGAAAAGUCAGGAGACACCUGGGAAAUGAAGGCACUAGACUCUUCCAGACUCGUUCCAUGGCCACCCAGAGGCCUUGGGUCAUCUACCCAACAUCCCAACAAACCCAACUGUGCACUGGCAUCAUGCCAGGGGCCAGGUGUUCUGCCAGGAGCAGCCUCUGCCCUCCCAGAGCUGACAUUUCAGGGAGAUGUGUGCCAAAGCGAGACCUGUCAGAGAUAUUUACAAACAGCCAUCUCUCUUUACAUUGCUGUACCCCAAAUAAAUCUUCUGGGAAGACUCUCUUCACCUCCAGCUCUCCUGAUACAGCAAGACAGUUGUGAACAAGUUAUUUAUAACUCUAUACUUCAAUUUCCUGGUAUGGAAGAUGGGGAUAAUGAGAGGACCUGUGCCACAGGAUGGUUGUGGAGACUGUAUGAGGAUAUAGGUGCUGAGCCCAGUAGCACAGGGUACAGCCGUUCAAACCAACUGACAUUUAUUGAGGGCUGCUUUGUCAGGUCCCUCUCUACAGUAUACUCCAACACACACAUACACACACAGCUGUAAUCAGUGACAAUCCUGCAACAUCUGAGAGUCUGGCAGCUUUUGUCUGGGCCUUUGCACAUGCUAUGUCCUCCCUUCCAUCCCCCACCGGGGGUGACUCAUAGCCAUCCCUUUCUGCAUCUCAUCAGAUACCACUUUUUCCAAGAAGCCUCCCUGUCGCACCAUUUCCCCAACAUCACAGAUGAAGGAAAAAAGACUUAGAAAGGUUAAGUUACUGGCACGAGGUCACACAAUCCAGAUCUCAUACUCUUAGCCCCCUAGGAACCUUACACUGUAUUAAAUGAC
Chlorocebus sabaeus (green monkey) is the source of this 1113-nucleotide messenger RNA. RefSeq names its product spermatogenesis associated 12 (gene SPATA12). The record is from RefSeq and is a predicted model, not a curated record. NCBI's taxonomy places the organism in Eukaryota, Metazoa, Chordata, Mammalia, Primates, Cercopithecidae.